Molecule: messenger RNA, 1106 nt
Organism: Papaver somniferum (opium poppy)
Lineage: Eukaryota; Viridiplantae; Streptophyta; Magnoliopsida; Ranunculales; Papaveraceae
Product: serine/threonine-protein phosphatase BSL3-like
Exons: 5
Coding region: 37-486 (149 amino acids)
Molecular function (GO): hydrolase activity
Source: RefSeq, a predicted model, not a curated record
CGUCCUAUUACAACGGAAGCGGGUUCAGUUGUUCUUAUGGAUUUAUUAUGGUCCGACCCUACAGAGAAUGAUAGUGUUGAAGGGCUGCGGCCAAAUUCCAGAGGUCCUGGUUUGGUUACUUUUGGGCCUGACCGGGUUAUGGAGUUCUGCAAUAACAAUGAUCUCCAGUUGAUUGUGCGCGCACAUGAGUGUGUAAUGGAUGGUUUUGAACGUUUCGCUCAGGGACAUUUGAUAACUCUUUUCUCGGCUACCAAUUAUUGUGGUACUGCAAAUAAUGCAGGAGCUAUCCUAGUUCUUGGAAGAGACCUUGUGGUCGUUCCAAAACUCAUUCAUCCUUUACCACCAGCAGUUACGUCACCGGAGGCAUCACCAGAGCGCCAUGUAGAUGAUACAUGGAUGCAGGAGCUUAAUGCUAAUAGACCACCUACACCAACCAGAGGUCGGCCUCAAACUGCAAAUGAUCGUGGUUCUCUUGCUUGGAUUUAAAGGUCAUUCUUUCUCAGAAAAUUGAUAUUCGGUGACAAGGUUUUGCACCCCGCUAAGCUGGUGCUAGUGAGUGCUGUCUGGGAUUUGUUUUAAUAAAAUCUUAUGUGAAGCACGAGGCAUUGGAAUUCGGGAAAGAAUUAUAAAAUCAACUUCUGAUUUGUUUGUGAAAUCUAAGUAUUCUGAGAGGAGCCUUCUGUUUCAGUUGCAGUAGUACCAGAGGAUAUUUUGACUUGGUAAAUCACAGGUGGCAUGGGUUGCAUUGACCACCCUACAAAGAAAAAACAGCUACAUGAGUCUUAGUAUGGUCGUCCCUUGUAAAUUGAACAACGAGCAAAUGGGAAUUUUACAGUCUUUGUUCUGGUUAGUAAAUGGUAUUUGCUUCAUCAAUUAGGUAUAUUAUUCUUUCUUUUUGCCGUUGUUAGCCAUCUUUUUUAUUUUAUAUUUUUGGGAAGAAAUAUUCAUAUGAAUCACUGCCGGUGUUCAUUCAUCCAUGUAUCAUAUUGUGUUUUCUUGUGUAAUUUCCCUUCGUGGUUACUGCCUGUACAAUGUAUAACCUAACCUCCUAUAUAUCGUGUGAAGAGAAGUGAUUUUUGUCUCUUAAUAUAGUAACAUUUGAGAAA